Molecule: messenger RNA, 1479 nt
Organism: Diplodia corticola
Lineage: Eukaryota; Fungi; Ascomycota; Dothideomycetes; Botryosphaeriales; Botryosphaeriaceae
Product: mfs sugar transporter
Exons: 11
Coding region: 1-1479 (492 amino acids)
Biological process (GO): carbohydrate transport; transmembrane transport
Cellular component (GO): membrane
Molecular function (GO): carbohydrate:proton symporter activity
Source: RefSeq, a predicted model, not a curated record
AUGGGCCUCUGGUUCAACAUCUCGCUGGCUGUGUUCGCGGCCACAGGAUCUUUCCUGUUUGGCUACGACUCUGGUGUCAUGACCGACGUCAUCCAGUCUCCGCAUUUCCUUAAUUUUUUCGACACAACAAAAACCUCCCCGAUCAUAGGCGCAAUCAAUUCCACUUUUUCCGGUGGGGCUGUCUUUGGCAGUUUGACGGGCGGUCUGACCAUGGACCGCUUUGGCCGGAAGGGGACCAUCAUCAUUGGGGCAACGGUUGCCUGCAUCGGCGCCAUUCUCCAGAGCGCUGCUAUGCAUCUGGCCAUGAUGCUGGUUGGCCGUAUCCUGGCCGGGUGGGCCGUUGGCAUCCUCUCCAUGAGUGUACCCGUCUACCAGAGCGAGUGCGCGCAUCCCGCAAAGAGAGGUUUGAUCGUCGGCAUUGCGCAGCAAAUGAUCGGCGUUGGGUUUAUCGUCUCCACCUGGGUCGGCUACGGAAGCCACCAUGUUCCCAGCACCAGCUCGUUCUCUUGGAGAUUCCCCCUUGCCUUUCAGGCCAUCCCCUGCGUGCUCCUGAUGUGCGGCAUGCCCUUCUUCCCCGAGUCGCCCCGCCAUCUGCUGGAGACGGACCGCGAUGAGGAGGCAAUGCGUGUCCUCCGGAAGCUCCAUUACAAUGGCGAGAACGAGGAGUGGAUCAAUCGCGAGUUCCAUGAGAUCAAAACCACCAUCCUCGCUGAAAAGGCUAUCACCGCACCCGGCUGGCGCGUCAUGUUCACCGUCAAGCAAUGGAGGAUCCGUCUCAUGCACGCCACAGCCGUGCAAGUCUUCACCCAAAUGACCGGUAUCAACGUCAUCAACUACUAUCAGACCAUCAUGUACGAGAACCUUGGCAUCGAGGGAUCCCGCAACUUGCUGGUCACCGGCAUCUACAACUGCGUCGGUCCGCUCUGCAAUCUCGUCUUCAUCACAUUCUUCUUGGACCGCUUUGGAAGGAAGAAGCCGUUGAUCUUCGGAAGCGCAGCAAUUACCUUGGCGCUCAUCUGCGAGGCGAUCCUCAACGCAAAAAACCCCAAUGCAAGAAGCGAAGGACUAUCGAUCGGCGGUGUCUUUUUCAUCUUCUUGGUCACCUGCAUCUUCAGUUUCUCCUUCGGCCCCAUCAGUUGGACGUAUGCCUCCGAGAUCAUGCCUAUGCAAAUCAGAGCACGCGGCAGCGCCUUUGCGACCGGCAUUGGAAACUGGCUGGUCUCGACAAUUUGGAGCCAGGUCUCUCCAAUCGGUCUCGGAGCCAUUGGCUGGAAAUUCUACUUCGUCUUCAUCGCCUGGAAUAUCGUGGUUACCUUGCCUUGCAUCAUCAUUUUCUUCAAGGAGACUAAGCAGCUUUCCCUCGAGGAGAUUGAUCUCUUGUUUGGUGAGCGUGCGCUGGGUCAACUGCCCGAUAACAUCCAUGACGUCAAGGUAGACCCGAGCGCUCAGGAAAUCAUCCAUCACGAAACCAAGCAGUAG